UCCUGUGUGGAGACUCUGUGGUUCCGCUGUCGCAAUGGAAUCAAACAAGGACGAAGCGGAACGAUGCAUCGAGAUUUCUCUCUCAGCGCUGAGAGACAGUCAGCCCGACAAAGCCCGGAGGUUCCUGGAGAAAGCGCAGAGGCUGUUUCCCACAGAGAAAGCGAAACGAUUAUUAGAGUCUAUAUCCCAAAAUGGAGAUGCACACGGCAGUGCUAAUGACUGUGGAGACACUGACAGCCCUGGAGUACGACACAGAACCAGCAGUGCUGGAGAUCACACCUCAGGAGCAGACAGUGCCACAGAUGGAGCCAAGUCAUACACACCAGAUCAACUGGAUGCAGUCAAAAGGAUAAAAAAGUGCAAGGACUAUUAUGAAAUCCUUGGAGUCGGGAAAGAUGCCUCAGAAGAUGAUCUGAAAAAAGCAUACCGAAAGCUGGCAUUGAAAUUUCAUCCAGAUAAAAACCAUGCUCCUGGUGCUACAGAGGCAUUUAAAGCCAUAGGAAAUGCAUAUGCUGUUCUUAGUAACACUGAGAAGCGGAAGCAGUACGACCUUUAUGGUGAAGAGAAAGUCCACCCAUCACGUCAUGGCCAUUCUCAUCGUCACUUUGAAGCAGACAUUUCUCCCGAGGAUCUCUUCAACAUGUUUUUUGGUGGUGGAUUUCCAUCUAGUAAUGUCCAUGUAUACAGUAAUGGUCGGAUGAGAUUUGGCCAUAACCACAGACAAGAACGACGAGAACAACAGAGAGAUGGAAGUCUUGCUUUGUUUGUUCAGCUGAUGCCCAUCCUCAUCCUCAUCAUAGUUUCUGCGCUCAGCCAAAUGAUGGUUUCCAGUCCUCCCUACAGUCUUAGCCUCAGGCCAUCUUCAGGACACACAAACAGACGACAGACUACCACUCUGAAGGUGCCUUACUAUGUGGGAGACCAAUUUUCAGAGGAAUAUAGUGGAAUCAAUCUAAAGCAUAUUGAACAGAGUGUGGAGGAGGACUACAUUUCAAAUCUUAGAAACAAUUGUUGGAAAGAAAAACAACAGAAGGAAGGGUUGUUGUAUCGAGCACGUUAUUUUGGAGAUUCAGAGCUGUACCAAAGGGCGCAGAAAAUGGGCACACCAAGUUGUUCAAAGCUUUCAGACAUUCAAGUCCUGCUGCAUGGACACUGAGAGACAAGAGAGUCCAGUGGUGAAUGUUAAUUUUGAAGGUGACCAAGUACAGAAAUAUUCUGCUCUCACCAAGCUUUCACUGAAAGCAAAGUGGGAAUUUGCACCAGGAAAAGCAAAAAUAUCUAUAUCCGUGCGCUUUUGGGGCACAUAUUUGUCUUUCCUCUCCCCUGUGAUGUUUUUAAAUUUGCACAUCACAGAUAUUGCUGAAAUUUCAGAAGUGGGUCUAAAACUAUAAUUUUCUCAUUUGAAAAUGAUUACGGAUCUUGAGGUUAAAACAUACUUUAUAGCUGUAUUCUGAAUGGUAAGCUAUGCUGCUAGCUUAAUGCUUUUCUUUUCGGUAAGUCUGUGCACCCCAAUUCCAUUCUAAGCAAUUUUAGAACCCUAUAUUUGGGUUGUCUGAGCCACUCAAGAUUUUUAGUAUUUUUUUGGACCUGUGUUUUUGACAGCAAGAACUAAAUUUAAGUUGUUGCCAUUCCUUGUUUAAUUGUUCACUGUAGAUUUGCCUGUUGGAUUUUUUUUAUCAAGCAUUUGAAAUUAAUGAAAAGAGAUUUUGAUCUGUAUUUAUUAAAAUGGAAUCAUCCUAGA
Messenger RNA from Astyanax mexicanus (Mexican tetra), 1741 nucleotides. It is a transcript of the gene dnajb12a, whose product is annotated as DnaJ heat shock protein family (Hsp40) member B12a. The transcript is spliced from 9 exons. Gene Ontology annotation, molecular function: Hsp70 protein binding. Gene Ontology annotation, biological process: cellular response to misfolded protein. Gene Ontology annotation, cellular component: endoplasmic reticulum membrane. The record is from RefSeq and is a predicted model, not a curated record. NCBI's taxonomy places the organism in Eukaryota, Metazoa, Chordata, Actinopteri, Characiformes, Acestrorhamphidae. Bases 35 to 1156 code for a protein of 373 amino acids.